AUGGCUGCCGACCCUCCAUUCACCUCGCCAGACCUCACGCUCACCCGCGCCCGAGCGAGCGACAUACCUUCAAUUAAAACUAUCGUCAACGCAGCAUACGAGAAAUAUAUCCCUCGGAUCGGCAAACCGCCAGCCCCAAUGACAGCAGACUACGCAUCUCUUCUCACAGCCCACAACGUCUUUAUCCUGCACGCCGCUCAAACCCCCGUCGGCGCGCUCGUUCUCCAACACGAACCAGACUCCGACGCCAUAAAGAUCGAGAACUUGGUAGUUAACCCAAGUACGCAGGGUCGAGGUUACGGAAAGGUGUUGAUGCGCUAUGCUGAAGACUUUGCGAGGUCGCGAGGUCGCAAUGCGUUGGAGUUGUAUACGAAUGUGAAGAUGUUUGAGAAUCUGGGGCUGUACCUUAAGAUGGGGUUCGUGGAGACUGGGAGGAGGGAGGAAGAUGGCUUUGAACGUGUGUAUUUCCGCAAAGAACUGGAAUGA
Molecule: messenger RNA, 486 nt
Organism: Fusarium oxysporum Fo47
Lineage: Eukaryota; Fungi; Ascomycota; Sordariomycetes; Hypocreales; Nectriaceae
Product: acyl-CoA N-acyltransferase
Exons: 1
Coding region: 1-486 (161 amino acids)
Molecular function (GO): acyltransferase activity, transferring groups other than amino-acyl groups
Source: RefSeq, a predicted model, not a curated record